Molecule: messenger RNA, 4664 nt
Organism: Danaus plexippus (monarch butterfly)
Lineage: Eukaryota; Metazoa; Arthropoda; Insecta; Lepidoptera; Nymphalidae
Exons: 8
Coding region: 525-2726 (733 amino acids)
Biological process (GO): regulation of transcription by RNA polymerase II
Cellular component (GO): nucleus
Source: RefSeq, a predicted model, not a curated record
CUGUAAAAGCAUUCAAAAUCCCAAUCGGCCAUUGUUGGAUGUGAUCCUUGUGCAUAGUUUGUAAUAAUUUUUAUCAUUGUGAUAGUUUUUCGGUGAUUUUUAUAACAGAUCUUCAAAAGAUAGAGUGACCAGUGAUUACUACACCAAAAUCCAACCUAAUAGUUUCAUUUAAGUGUAUAUUUUCAAACUUAAAAUGCUUUCAAAAUGUCACGCGAAGUGAGCUUCAGAUUUGUGAACACCAUACCGUACUUUAAAUAAAUGUGGUUUUCUUUCAAAUAAGUUUGUUAUUGACAUUUUUUUAGUGCUACUGCCUGUUAACAAUGUCCAAUGGGUAUUGUGGAUUUGUUAAAUUAUAACAUGCGCAUAUGAAAACGAUUUAGUUUUUCUGUACACGUCGUAAGGAGCGCAGUUACGCGGGCGAAGGCUUCAAAGUUGCCGGCAACAUUAUGGUGGACUGAAAGAGUGUUUGUUAUAGAAUCGGAAUAAAACACGCCUUGUAAACAGCGCCAAAGGCUCCGUGCAUUAUGUCCGGUGGCUCGCAACACAACCCUAAUGGAAGACAAUCGCAACUGGGAGCGGGUUGGAGCCCAUUACAGUUACAGGUGGCCAAUCUGCUGGCACGAGCUCCUCAAGCGCACAUGGCUUCGGAGAGGGGUCUGACUUGGCACACACCAACUCCACCACCACAUUUAUACCAUGUACCAGCCCCAUCACCACCCGAUCCGUUACAAGGUCUUUUGACGUUGCAGGCAAUGAAGGGUGCCAACUCGGUGUUCAGACACACAGCCACCCCUCCAGAACUGUUCAGACACACGCCCACACCUCCGGACAAACAUUUGAUGCGGCACACUCCAUCCCCGGGUGACGUCAAGGCCGGAGCUGCACUCCCGCCGAGUGAUCUGUAUCCUCAUUUGGGACCAGGGAGGGAAAAACUCCUCCGAGCUGAUGAGUUGCUGGCGUACGCGCGUGGUGGGGUCGACCUGACGGUGGGCUCGCGGGGGUCCAACGGUUCUCCCACAAUACACUCGGGUCCUGCGCUGUCCGUCCGCGAUGCGCCCACAAUCAACAGCCUGCUCGCCCGGUCGCGUCCGGCCCACGCGAGGGUGGACUCUCUACUGGAGCGUCUCUCCGCCGCACCCCCCGUCUCCCCCCACUCCGUCAUAGUUCACCCCCGCGCCGCUCCCACGCCGUCACCCCCCUCCUCUAAUGAGGUUAGUCUGUAUGAUUCGGCGGAUUCUUGCGGCGCCCCGCCGGGUUCCAAACGGAAACGGAAACCGGAACGCACAAUACGUGUUCCUGUACCACCUCCUCCGCCCGCUGAAGUACCAAGACCCGCAACACCGCCUAGAGUUUUACCAGUACCGACACAGCCGUUAGAAAAUGGCGACACAGGACACAUGACACAAAACGGACCACAGAAACCUCCCACUCCACAGCCACCAGAACCACACGCUAGAAGAAAAACACGAUCAGGUUCCGCUGAGACCAUAGACGAUAUAGCGGCCAUGAUCGCCAGUACAGACUCAGAGCGUCGAGAUACAAUCCCAGAACCGGCUCCACCUGAACCGGAAGUUCCGGUCACAGUUGAUAAACUAAAAAGUGUCUUAGCAAGUCCAGAACCCGAAGUGAAAUCGCCGCCAGCCAUACAGAACUGCCCGCAGCCGGAGCCGAAAUCUCCGAAGAAGUCGCCUAAAAAAGAGGAACCGGAAACGCCUCCCGCUGCGGCCGCGGCGCCGCGGAGGAGAAGCACAAGAACAUCAAACACCGAAUCAGCAAACGUACCAGUCGAAUCACCGUCGGAAGCAAAGCCAGCGGAGCCGGAGUCCAGUGAGGCGAGGAGUGCGGAGCCGACUGCAGCUAGCUUCAUGGAAGUUGAGAAUCAGUUGGAGAAAAUGUUCGCCGGCUUAGAAGAAGCACCGGCCUCCGAGCGGACGGAGAGCGCCAGCGACAACAAACAGACGGCCAAGGCUAGGAAACGGAGAAAAUCUGCCCCCACCAAAGGCGAACGGAAGGCGUCCAAGCGCGCGAGCAGGGCUUCCACCGGCGACGAGGCGCCAAGGCGGAAGACGAUCAGGAAAAAAAUCGACAAAAAGAAAAAGGAAUCCGUCAAAGACGCGUACGACUCGGGCAGCAAUGCGAGCUCCAGUCGAUCGAGAGGACCCUACAUACAGAUCGUGGGUCCGCGGGAUUCCCCUGUUUCCGUGUCAGUCAUCAACGCGGCGGCCGGCGAGGAGGAGCGCAGGACUGCGGACGAGUGGAGGAACGGCCUGCGGGCGCGGGGUCUGCACGCGAGCACGCUGGGCCUCCGCUACGACGCCUCCACUCCGGACGCCUCCUGGCUGUGCGCCUUCUGCGAGCGGGGACCUCACCACUCGGGCCUGGGAGACCUAUUCGGACCUUAUCCCAUUGACGUCAACUCAGAGGAGUAUAGUACUCUGGACGAGUCAUCGAAGCGUCGUUUCACAUCGUCGUCCGGGGGUGCGGAGGUGUGGUUUCACGAGGCGUGCGGCGUCUGGGCACCAGGGCUGCUGGCGGCGGGCGCCCGACUCUGGGGGCUGGCGGAGGCCGUCUGCGGAGCCCGGGGCCUCCGCUGCGGGUCCUGCGGCCGGCAGGGCGCCGCCCUGGCCUGCUCCUCCCGCGCCUGCCAGGCCGCCACUCACUACCCCUGCGCCACCUCGUGGAAACUCACCGAUGACUUCAGAGCAUUCUGCCCCAGACACGCCUAGCGAGUGUUGUGUUACCACAGUGAUGUGUUUCUGUUACCUGAUUGUGUUUUGUGAUGAUUUGACCCGUUACCUGAUCAUGUUAGCGUCUAGGACCACCCGUGACUCCUACAACCCCCUGGUGUUCCAAGUGCCCGUGGGUGUUGUCUGUGUACGCUUAAACUUCUUAUCACUAUGGUGUACUUACGUCGCUAAGUUAUUGUAAAUCAACGUCUAAGUAUACUCCGUUUGUAUCAGUGAUGAUGGAAUCUCUCGUUACCGGAACUUAAAUCAAUAGCGUGGUCAGCCGGUGACUGAUCAUGAAUAUAUGUAUAGAGCAGAAUAAUCUCAAACUUAGUAUUUAGAACAGGUUCACAUUAAUAUGUAUCAUCAGCUAGACGAUUCUGUAAUCAAUAAUUAAGUAAAGUCUAAUACAAAAUUUUUCUACGCAAUAGUCACGUGUAAAUCUGCUCUUAUGUUACAACACGGAGAUCGUAUGCGAUCGCAAUGACCAUGAAGUUGACUCGAUGAGUCGAUGAUGAGUGCUGUAAUGGUAUUAGCGUGAUGUCGGUUUAACGAUGUCGCGCGCUGGUGUUCUGAUGCAAGCACAAUACUCCAUCAGGACUUGAAAAAAAUUAAAUUAUAUUGUUAUGAUAUAUGCAAUAUAUACAAACCGCUCUCGGCUUUCGUCUUGUAAAAUCGUAAUAAAAGAAUUUUAACAACCGCAAACUGUUUUUCUUUGACAAACGCUGUAGCGAUCCGCUGUUGUAACUCGACGCCAUAUAUGAUCUCAGAUGGUGGCAAACUAAUGUGAUGUUGUCCGUACGAAUAUAUUGUCGCUGAAAACAGAGUCGAUGGAGUAUUUGUUGGAUAUUCCCGAUAUUACAGAUAACUAACUAGAUAUAUAUAUUAUAUAUAUAUAGAUGUAAUAUAGAAAAUGUAGAUAAAUACUUGUUAAUGUUUUAGAAGUAAUUUAUCUGACGGUUUGAUAUAAAUCUUAAAAUAUAUGUACAGAUUAUUUUACUUAGCGUCGUGUAACCGGUGUAAAUAUAGCUGUAAUGUGUAUAGCAGCAUCAGAACACCACAUUUGUUUAAGAUGGUAUAAUCAGAUUCAACAGUAUUUGAUAUGAUCGAGGCGUGACGUUUUUGUCAUUCAACAUGUCGCUGGCGAUGUGAGAUGAGCCAUUUUGUUUUUAAUGCAUUUCAUUUUUUAUUGAAUGUCUAUAGAUUGUUUAUGGUGCGGUUGCCUUUGGUGUGUCGAAGUUAUUGACGGACGCAUCUGAUUAAUACGAAUGAUAUAUCUCGUUUAGCGUUUAAAUAAAUAGAUAGUUCAAGAUCUUUACCAAAUUAUUAAACAUUUAAAUCGGAACGGUUGUUAUUGAAACCAGUGAAUGAUAAUAAAAAGGUUACGUUCAGUGCGGAGCGUGUUUCAUAUGGAGCCGCUGCCAUCUUGUUUUUUGGGUGUUACAAGUUAAUGUCAUCGGAGAGGAAUAUUUUUUUGGUCUGUAAUUAUUACUUGCGUCUGAUUAUGAUGAUAUAUUUAUGAAACGUUUUUUUGCGUACAAAAUAUAUGGAUUUUUUUUAUACGAAUCACAAUUAUGAAUAUUGAAUCAUUUUAUGAAUUGUAAAAGAUAAAAACAACUUUAUUAAAGUUCACCAAACCUGAACGUCAUAGCGACAUUUCAACGGCCGUCUGUCUUAUGUUGGAUAUAAAUUGCGUACUUUGAUUCCGUUUAUGGCGGAUAGACUGUAUUUAGUGAAUAUAAGGUACAAAUUUACAUUAGGAAAAUCAGGCCAGUUUAGUAUUUUUAAAUCUUUAAUUGAACAACACCCAGAGCCUUACAUAUACGGUGUAUGAAUUUUUUUAUCACUUACAGUAAAUAAUUAUUAAGUAUGUAAGUGUUAUAAAUUCUAUUUAUCAUGACAUUAUAAGCAAAUUGAAAUACAACAUGUUUAAAAGGA